This is a messenger RNA of Theileria parva strain Muguga, 1564 nucleotides long. Its product is annotated as SVSP family protein. The coding region runs from base 38 to 1564 and encodes 508 amino acids. The transcript has a single exon. Lineage: Eukaryota; Apicomplexa; Aconoidasida; Piroplasmida; Theileriidae. The record is from RefSeq and is a predicted model, not a curated record.
UUUAGAUCUUUUAUGAGUAAUAUAUUUCAAUUAUAUUAUGCAUAGAUGCCUAGCUUACAUAUAUAUAUUGAUAUUCAUAAUAAUACAAUGUGUUGAAUCUUCAGAUAAAUAUCCUUAUCAUCCUGAAGAUAACGGAAAUGAUGAGGGAAGUGAUUUUAAUCUCAUAAUAAAAGGAAUAGAAAAUCUCCUUGACGAAGAUGAUGAUCAAACCGCUGGACAAACUGUAAUCUCAGAUAAUAUUAUGCAACAUGGACUUGGAUCUAUUACUGAUCAAACAUAUGGAACGGCUCAACCCAGUCAAUUAAUACCUCAGUCUAGUCAAGUACAAUCCGGAUAUUAUCAGCAACACUUACAACCUGUACCUAUUCCGCCUCAACAUAUUCCAGAACAAAUUUAUCCACUAACUCAACAAAUUCAUUAUGAAUAUCAUCCCCAACGACCAAUAUAUAGACCACCAUACCUACAAACUCAACCACGACCACAACCAAUUCAACAAGCUCCUCAAUAUGGGCCAAUAUAUCAUUAUCAACCUCCAGAAAUAAGGCAGCCAAGACAACCUUAUCCUAGACCCGCAGGUCCCAGUUAUUAUUCUAGACGUGAGACACCUGGUAAUAAAUAUUUUGGACAACGUUAUCAUCCAUAUGAACAAUCUCAUUCUGAUUCUGGUCAUACUCCGCAUACAAAUACUGGAUCCGGUUUAUUACAUCCGGAUCCUUAUAGACUCCCUCAUCCUUCACAAAUAAUACAACAAACUCAACCACCUCAGGCUUCAAAAGAACCAUUACAACCAGAACGUGUUACAGUUGAAGUAGGGUCAGAUGAAGAUGAUGAGGAAACCGAGGAAAUAGGUCAAGAACCCAGUGAACCAGAACAACCUGAGGAAGCAGAGGAAGGAGCAGUUGGAGGUGCUGGGGAUGGAGAUGAUGAGGAAGAAGAGGAAGAAAAGCCAUCUGAAGCAGUAAAAAAAUGUAAAAAAAUUCGAUUCUUUAAAAAAAACUCUGAAGGCAACAUAAUACCAAUGAUUAAAAAAGAUUUCAAAAGAAUACACGACGAUGAUAAGUUAAAAAAAUAUUUAUUAUAUGCAAACCUUGAAGUAUUAUUGUGUGACGGUGAUGUGGUAUAUAAACAUAACGCCGGAAUAAAUUAUCCCACACAAUUAUCGUAUAAUAAAGUAAAAAACAUUUUUAUUUUUACUCGUAGAGGUGGCUUUCUAUUGAUCAAAUAUUCUGAAGGUGAAUGGAGAGUGGAGGGCAGGAGAGAUCAGGAAUAUCUUAAAUUCUAUUCUAAAACGCAUUGGGGAAAAUAUGUUGAAAUAACUUGUAAUGAUUAUUAUACUGAACUUAGUGCUGCAAAAGCUUUUAAAUACACAUUUAGGGAAGGAGUAAACUGUGAGAAAGUCACAUAUAAAGGGGAAACAAUCUGGCGUAGAAAAAAGUUUAAGGCGUCUCCAGAAUCAGUUCGUUUUACUCCAAAGGGAAAUGUUAUAAUAUAUUUUUCAUCGUAUCUUAUUGUAUUUGGAAAAAGACAAGGAUCUUUUAAACAGAUUCUAGCCAGACCAAGAUGA